This is a messenger RNA of Paramecium sonneborni, 1028 nucleotides long. Lineage: Eukaryota; Ciliophora; Oligohymenophorea; Peniculida; Parameciidae. The record is from the annotation of a GenBank genome assembly.
AUGAUAUUUGAUCUCUAACCACCAUCUCCUUCCUUGUCCCCAAAUUCUAAGACCAGAUUUUAUUAGGAUUAAUUAGACAAAGCACAUUAAGUUAUAGAUCAAUUAGAGCUUUUAUUAUCAGAGAAAGAGCAUUAAAAAAAGAUUCAUCAAACGACUUAUAAUAAUAUUGUCAUUCCUCCUCUUUAAUUGAAAUAAAUUGAUUCGGAAAGGUCAAAAAGUUAUAUGUCUAUUCCCUUAUAAUAUUCUACACCUAGAGAUAGGAGAACAAGACUUUCUUUGGGAGGCUUAGAUUCGGCAAGAUAUAUUGAAGAAAUGAAAAAUAGGCAUUCAGAAAUUAUUUUGUAAUCUAAGGAAGACAAUAUUUACAGAGAGUAAAAAAAUAAAGAACUCAAUGAUCAAAUUUAAGAAUUAAAAUCAGAAUUGAUUUUUUGCUAGGAAAAGCAAUCUAUUACUAAAAAAGAAAAAUAAUCAACUGAAUAAAAACUUGAUAUUUUGAAUGCCCAAAUAUAAGCUAUUUAAAUGCAAUUAACAAUCUCGAAAGAAAAAGGAAAACAUCUAUAAAAAAAGAUUAAGUAAAUUAAUCAUAAUAAUGAAAUUUUGGAAGAAAAUGAAGAAGACAAGUAAGAGUAAUCAGAAAAUCAAAAAUAAUUGUAAAAAUAAGUAUAACCAGUUUCUUUAAUCAUAUAAUAAAAUAAUAAUAGCCAUAAGAAAUUAAUAGGAUCUUUGUAAUAAGAAAUUUAACUAUUGGAAAAUAAAAAAUAAAAAUACUUUAACCAGGUAACUAAUUCCUAAUUUGAAGAAAAGUAGAUCGAGGUUAAAGAAGAUCACUUUAAUGAUCGAUAAAACUUAGAUGUAAAUAAUUUAAGUUAUUUUAGAUUGAAGUUUCUUAAAAUCAAAAUAUUCUGAUAACUUCAGAUUCUGGUGCUUAACUUAAUACUUUUACAGAAGAAAAUAUCAGUUCAAUUAAUUCUUUUAGAGCUAGAGGACAUCGAAAAAAUAGAAGUUGUGAAUCCUGCUAAAUCUUCUGA